UGCGUCAGUGGUGGCUCGCCACCCCCUAUUCGGAAUUCCCUAUCAUUAGUGACUCGGGUGAUACCAUCAAGCAAAUUCUGGCUGUGGCACAAAGAGUCAAACGUAUUUCUAUUUAAUGUAAUAGGAGAACUUGAACUUGCAAUCUACCUAUUCACAAGUCCAAUCCAAAUCAUGUUGGGCAUCAGAGUCGCACUUGGCGUGCUCGCCACUUCGGUCGCCUUCACUACAGCAACAAUGUCUCUCCCUUCCGAGUCACUAGGCGAUUCCUUACUUCCCAAAGCAAAUGUGGGAAUAGAAUCUGAACCCGCCCGUGCCAGAAAAUGCUCUGGAAGACGCGAGAUAGGGGAUGUAUGUCAAGGAAAUUUUCUGAGCAUACGCCACUCGUUCCACAAUUGCGAAAGAAAGGUGCACGGGAAAUGCUGCGCCUUGUAUAGGAAUGGCUCGGGUGGUCUCGACGUUAAAAAACGCCCUCAAGGUGAAGAUUGCGGGUUUUGCUUCGGUGGCAAGUGUGAGCUAGAGUGAAUUACAGGGCCUAAGCCCUGUAUUCAGUACACUACUGUACUACCUGAAAACGGAUUAUUAGCUGUUUUCAGUGAAAACAUAUCACUGAUAGCGAUCAGCUAUAGCUAGAAAUAGCCGAUUAAAUCCCCUAUUAGAUCAGUUUAGUUGUUUAAGCAAUCUAAUAUACACUCUUUUGCCC
This is a messenger RNA of Annulohypoxylon maeteangense, 700 nucleotides long. RefSeq lists its product as uncharacterized. The transcript is spliced from 2 exons. Bases 172 to 522 code for a protein of 116 amino acids. The record is from RefSeq and is a predicted model, not a curated record. NCBI's taxonomy places the organism in Eukaryota, Fungi, Ascomycota, Sordariomycetes, Xylariales, Hypoxylaceae.